Molecule: messenger RNA, 595 nt
Organism: Drosophila arizonae
Lineage: Eukaryota; Metazoa; Arthropoda; Insecta; Diptera; Drosophilidae
Product: UPAR/Ly6 domain-containing protein bero-like
Biological process (GO): regulation of synaptic transmission, cholinergic; positive regulation of voltage-gated potassium channel activity; sleep
Source: RefSeq, a predicted model, not a curated record
CCACCAGACGCCAUCCAGUCGCCGUGCCGUUCAGAUCUAUAAAACUUACAGCGGUUACUUUGUGCUCGCAUCAACAACCCCAUCCAGUGUUUCAGAAUGGUUUCGAAAGUGGGUCAUGUCUUGGCUUUGGCCAUCCUGGCCGCCCUUGCCUGCACGGGCUAUGCCAUCAAGUGCUAUCAGUGCGAAUCUGUGACAUCUCCCAAGUGUGGUGAGAAGUUCGAGGCGGAUGCCAAUCUGCUCUUGGACUGUUCGCGCAUUGCCCCGCCCCGUUUCCUGCAGAUUGGCCCCUUCAAUCGCAACGCCACCGGCUGCAUGAAGAAGUCCAUUGAAGGCGUGCCCGGCCAUCCGCAGAUCGUGCGCAGCUGCUAUUUUGGUGACGUCAGCAAUACACAGACCGGCUGCCAGGCAGAUCCCUCCCUGCCCUUCGUCAAGCAGCUGAGCUGCGAUGUCUGCACCAAGGACGAGUGCAACGGCUCCUCCUCCAUCACCCCCAUUGCUGGAGCGAUUCUGUUGUUCUUCAGCGUGGCUCGCCUCUUGGCCUAAAUUGUUACUGGAGUCCUCAACUGCAGUUCGUAAUUUAAAAUCAUAAACAUUU